AUGUUUUUCAAGGCUCUGGAUCUGACCACUGCGCUCCGGCCUCUUCUAUUUCCCGAUGAGACUUUGCUCUUUGUCCAGGAUGCGGUGGGGUUGUACGAAGGCAAAUACAAGGUCGCCAACUACCAGAACGGCCAUGCAUACCUUACGUCACACCGAGUCUGCUACGUCGCGGUCGACGAGCCGCGGAAAUACUCUAUCGGCAUUGACCUAAAGGAGAUUGAUCGGGCAGAAUACCAGGCAGGUUUCCUCAAGUCUUCUGCGAAGAUCAUCAUGUACCCCAAGCCUCUGAAAAAUGCGAACCGAUCGCGAAGCUCCGGCGCCAGUCCGUCGCGGUCGCUACCCUUGAGAACACAGUUGGCGGGCACGCAAGCUCCUCUCUCCCAAGCGACGACACCACCCCCGCCCAUGCCCGUGAAUGCGACAUGGGUCUGUCCAAUAUGCUCGUUCUCGAAUCCGGUACCCUCUAACUUUGACGCUUCGACUGCGACCAACGCGACGCCUCUACCGCCUUGUCUCGCGUGUGGAAUUAAACCGCCUUUGACUACUAUACUGAAGGCAGCUAUUGCCGCGGCGUCGAGUCGAGAGAGCGCCCCGGCGAGUCCAGUGGUAGCCCAGCUAGGGCCGAGUACACUGCGCGAGGCAAAUGGGUCUAAGGCUACAGUGAAUGGAAGUGGCUCGGUGACGUGCCCUCGCUGUACAUUCCUGAAUCAUCCGUCCCUCUUAGAGUGCGAGAUAUGUGGUGCUUCGUUGCCGGCUGCGAAUUCCUUACGGGGCUCGGGGGAGACUCGGGCAGAGUCUCCAGCGCCGAUGUUUGAGGAGGGGAACAUUCGCAAUACCGAAGUCAGCGACCACAUAAAGCUCUCGUUCCGAGGGGGCGGCGAGAAGAUUUUUCUUGAAAGACUCAAAGGCGCAUUGAUCCAGAGGAAAUGGCUGCUCUAUAACGCGCCUCCGCCUCCGCCACAACCUAAACCGACAUCCUCACCUGAUCCGACAGGCGUGUCCACUGGCGUUGGCACACCUGCCCAGACUCGGUCACCUGGAGUUGGGAUCGCAGGCCUGGAGCGGCGAGGACUCGAAGCUCGUAGAAACAACGAGGUAGUGAUUGGAAAUGCGUUUGAGGACCUCGAGGCUCUGAUGGCAUCGGCGAAACAGAUAGUUGCGCUUGCCGAAACCCUAGCUAGAGAAUCUGGCAUAGCCAGUGACGAGACAUCUGCAGAGACUACCGCUGUUCUGUCUGAAUCUGCGGCAGCUUUGGGCAUGGUGACCACAAAAGACAUGCUUGGGUCUAGCGCAAGCAAUCUCUACCUCUCUGAGCUCUCGCGGAACCUAGCAGAGUAUCUUACUGAUGACCGCAAGGGCGUACUUCAGAAGGAGGGUGGCAUCAUGAGUCUGAUUGACCUCUGGGCAGUCUUCAAUCGCUCGCGGAAUGGGGUCGAGCUGGUAAGCCCUUCAGAUUUUCAGAGGGCUGCUGAGCUCUGGGAAAAGUUGAAGCUGCCUGUUCGGCUACGUCGAUUCAAAAGUGGGCUCCUGGUAGUCCAGAGAUAUGAUUGGAGCGACGAGAAGACACUUCGACAGCUCCAGGACUGGAUGGCCGAGUUCCGCCAGAUCCCGCCUGUUGAUCCCGUUCCCUGGGAUUGGCGCCUGUUUGGGCGCCCGGUGACUGCCCAAGAGGCAGCUCAGCGCUUUGGAUGGAGCGUUGGGGUUGCAGCUGAGGAGCUAGAGAUGGCCGAGGACAAGGGCAUCUUCUGUAGAGAGGAGGGCAUUGAAGGCCUGAAGUUCUGGACCAACUUCAUUACUUUCGACCCAACCGACGACCCCAAUGACUUGGCCGUCUCAGUAGAUGAGAUCUGA
Messenger RNA from Aspergillus calidoustus, 1851 nucleotides. NCBI's taxonomy places the organism in Eukaryota, Fungi, Ascomycota, Eurotiomycetes, Eurotiales, Aspergillaceae. The record is from the annotation of a GenBank genome assembly.